Messenger RNA from Canariomyces notabilis, 3001 nucleotides. RefSeq lists its product as uncharacterized. The record is from RefSeq and is a predicted model, not a curated record. The transcript has 10 exons. NCBI's taxonomy places the organism in Eukaryota, Fungi, Ascomycota, Sordariomycetes, Sordariales, Chaetomiaceae. The coding region runs from base 143 to 2908 and encodes 921 amino acids.
UGUCCAGCCUUAUAUGAUCGGCAGGCACCGCCGACCCUCGGCCGCCUUUCGCAUAGCAUAUGCCAACCUCACUCGUUGCUCUCGCACUCGUUUCGCUUUGAGACGGCUUUCUCUGCUCGUGUGACGGCUCCAUCUGAGCAGAAUGCUUCUCUCGAAGCUGAUCCAAGGCCUAGGGGUCUUGUCCCUCGUUCAUGUCGCUUUUGCAGCGGAGGAACCUGUGUACAAGAGGACGAAUGAGACAGAGAACUCGGGCGAAGCGGUCGAGGUGCAAGAGAACGUCGUGGCCCAUUGGUGUACGAGUACAAUGACGGUCACCACGACCGAGACCAAGACGAUGACGGAGAAGCACAGCGCAGCAACCGUCACUGUAACCGAGACUGUAACAGCUUCCGCGGCCACGGUUACCGUUACGGCUUCGGCGUCCACCGUUACGGUUACGGAUACCGCCACGGCCACUGCGACGGCGACCGUGAGCUGGCUAACCACUCACGAAGUCAGCGUCAACGUGACUGCCACGGCUACUGCAACAGCCACGGCUACUGCUACACAAACCAUUGGAACAACCAAGUUCAUCACCACGACGCACCUGUCAACCUAUACAACGUCCUACCCGGUUACCGAGACCUUCACUGUCUGCAAAAGGCAUACGGACCAAUGCGUGGUUAGCACGACAACUAAGUGGGAGACGACCACCGCAACCGAAACAGUCAAGACAACAAUUCCCACCACAAUCACCAAGGCCACAACUGAAACAAGUAGCUUCACUGUCACCAGGACUGAAACUACGACGUUCACGACCAGCUACCCGUACACGGUGAUCAACAACCGGACAAUAUGGACGACAGAUACCGUCACAACAACCUAUACGACCAAAAUUCCAACAACGGUCCCGACGACAUUGACCAACACUGUCACGGCUACUGAAUUUGUGCCCACAACACUGACGGAGACAAGCACCUUUACCACUCGCUAUAUAUACACAGUCAUAAACAACCAGACGAUUUGGCACACUACGACCGCCACGACCACCUAUACGACCGAAAUUUUCACUACUGUCCCCACGACGGUCCCGACGACAGAAUAUGUGCCAACGACCGAAACGCGAACUGAGACAAGCACCUUCACAACCAGCUACCCGUAUACUGUCGUAAACAAUCACACGAUAUGGAAGACAGAAACCGUGACGACAACAUAUACGACUGAGGUCCCGACGACUGUCCCAACGACGAUUCCGACGACGUUGACUGACACAGUCACGGCCACCGAAUUCGUUCCAACCACAAUCCCAACCACCUUGACCUCUAUUGUCACCACGACAGAACUUGUGCCAACGACACUGACAGAGACAAGCACCUUCACCACCGUCUCCACAUUUACUACCUCCUUCCCUGUCACCGUGACCGAUAGCACGACUAUCUUCACCACUCAAACGUCGACGGUGACGGCGACGAGCACCACCACCUUUACAACCGUGAGCACAUUUACGAGAGAAGUCACGAGCACGCUCGUUAGCGUGAGCACUUUGACCGAAGAGGUCACGGAUACGGUCACGAACACGGUCGUCAGCCUCACUACGCUGCCUGCCUCCACUGUCGUCACCACGUUCACUACAGUUCUGCCUGCAAUCACCAUCACCGUGACAGAGGACGGAACGACCAUCACAACCGUUAUACCCGGACCCACGGUAACCGAAGUCACGACCGCCACUCUUCCCCCGGUCACAAUAUCCGUCCCGGGUCCUACCGUGUCCGUCCCCGGUCCUACCGUUACAACUGAGGUGGUGGUCUGUGCCGUUCCGACCCAGAACGCCGCGGCACCUGGUGCAACGCGUCGGGAUCAGACAUGGGGCUGCGAUCCCGGAUUGGUCUGUAUGCCCAUAAAGCCCGGAGCUUGUAAUGUGUGGGCAGACUCUCCGAGCGAUGAUUAUGUCUGCGAUCCAGGUCGCUGCCUGCCGGCGCCUUAUUACCCGCGGGUGGAGUGGCCCGAGAACGAGACGAGCUGGUAUCCUCCUACUGAGGGCUAUUUCAACCUCAACCCCAAUGCGUUUGGUUUAAGCUACGAGAUUUUCGAGUUUGACGAGGUUGUGACCGUGAUUGAUGGGAAGAAGACAACGGUCACGACAGGCGACUGGGCCUCUCAGACGAGCAUUUCGCACUUCCCGGCACAGACCACGACGUCCGCCGUGACAACUACGACGAAGCAUUACGCACGGGACCAUACGCAUCUUCUAUUGAAGCGGGACGAAACGGUCGUACCAGCUGUUUGCUUCGACAUUUGCAACAACGCGUACUUGGAGGCCCAGCGCGUCGGCAAGUCGCCAGAACUAUGCCAGCCCGACUCUGUUUUCAGGGAAUAUUAUGACAGCUGUCAUAUAUGCAUUGAGGCAAAUGUCGCCGAUGUUGUGAUUACCAAGAGGGUUUACUUGGAUUCCAAGUUCGAGCAGUUCCUUGGCUUCUGCGACCUUCAGCCCGGGGCAUCACAGGUCACCAACACGCCGCCACAAACCCAAGUGACAGGAACGCCGACGCUCACUUCCCGGACGCAGGAGGCGCCGAAUACGGAAACGGCUCCCGUGCCGAUCAGUCCCUCGACCACAACCUCGGCUAGGCCAUCACCGACCUCGUCAGAAGUCGCCUCGGAAGUUCCCCCGUCCUCGACCUCGAUCCCUACCUCGACCUCGACUUUGACCUCGACUUCGACCUCGACCUCGUCGGAAUCAAAAGUCAUCCCGACGUUCACGCCCAGCCUGACGGUGGGUCCAACCUCGCGGAAUGGGACGUCACCCACGUCGCCUACGACGACCCGCCCCCUUGCCACUGCCGCUGCCCCGGCUAGGAUGGCCCCGCGUGGCAUCUUUGGCCCGGGCAAUGUGUUUGCUUAUUUCCUGGCCGCCAUCUUCUUGCUUUAGAUGGCAGCUUGAUGUUUCGCGAGCAUCUUCACUUCUUAAUACUUAAUUCCUGUGUCAAAAAAGCUAUUUUUAAUGCGGAGGUAUUGAAUGGGU